Cavia porcellus (domestic guinea pig) is the source of this 2306-nucleotide messenger RNA. RefSeq names its product distal-less homeobox 6 (gene Dlx6). Gene Ontology annotation, molecular function: RNA polymerase II cis-regulatory region sequence-specific DNA binding; DNA-binding transcription factor activity, RNA polymerase II-specific. Lineage: Eukaryota; Metazoa; Chordata; Mammalia; Rodentia; Caviidae. Bases 402 to 1250 code for a protein of 282 amino acids. The transcript has 3 exons. Gene Ontology annotation, biological process: cell differentiation; negative regulation of transcription by RNA polymerase II; embryo development. The record is from RefSeq and is a predicted model, not a curated record.
GUCUACAUCAAGUCUGAAAGCAGACGCUCAACUUUCGCAGAAUCCACCUUAAAAUCUCUGCCUUAAACUGCACCAGCCCCCAAAAAAUCCAAGGGGGGAAAGCAAGGGGGGGAGAGCAGAUUCCCCCUCCCCCUCUCCUCGCCCUCCCCCUUCUUCCUCCCUUUGGGUUAACAAGGCCCCGCUCACUAUAUCUCUUUAUAUUAAAUAUAUAUAUAAUAUAUAUUAGAGAAGAGCGAGGGAGAGGGAGAACCACUUCCACCCCCCUCUUUUUAUUUUUAUUUUUUAUUUUUUUGCAAGGAUCCCAAGAGCUAAGGUGGCUGCAGAGGGGAGAGCCGCGCGAGCCAAGUGGGGGAGGGUGGAGGAAACCCGGGAGAAGGCUCUCUCCAGCCCCCAAAGUUUUGAUGAUGACCAUGACUACGAUGGCUGACGGCUUGGAAGGCCAGGACUCGUCCAAAUCCGCUUUCAUGGAGUUCGGGCAGCAGCAGCAGCCGCCGCAGCAGCAGCCCGCGCCGCCGCCGCCGCACUCGCAGCAGCCCGCGCCGCCGCCCGCGCAGCAGAGCUCCCCGGCCAUGGCGGGCGCGCACUACCCGCUGCACUGCCUGCACUCGGCAGCCGCCGGCUCCCACCACCACCACCAUCACCACCACCAGCACCACGGCUCGCCCUACGCGGCGGGCGCGGGCAACUCCUACAACCACCGCUCGCUCGCCGCCUACCCCUACAUGAGCCACUCGCAGCACAGCCCUUACCUCCAGUCCUACCACAACAGCAGCGCGGCCGCCCAGACGCGCGGGGACGACACAGAUCAACAAAAAACUACAGUGAUUGAAAAUGGGGAAAUCAGGUUCAAUGGAAAAGGGAAAAAAAUUCGGAAGCCUCGGACCAUUUAUUCCAGCCUGCAGCUCCAGGCUUUAAACCAUCGUUUUCAGCAGACUCAGUAUCUGGCCCUUCCCGAGAGAGCUGAACUGGCAGCUUCCUUAGGACUGACACAAACACAGGUGAAGAUAUGGUUUCAGAACAAGCGAUCUAAGUUUAAGAAGCUGCUGAAGCAGGGCAGUAACCCACAUGAGAGUGACCCCCUCCCAGGCUCUGCAGCCCUGUCACCACGCUCGCCAGCGCUGCCUCCAGUGUGGGACGUUUCUGCCUCUGCCAAGGGCGUCAGUAUGCCCCCAAACAGCUACAUGCCUGGCUAUUCGCACUGGUACUCCUCUCCACACCAAGACACAAUGCAGAGACCCCAGAUGAUGUGAGUUAUCAGAGGGAACACUAGGGGAGCGCCUAAACAAGACAAGGAGGACCCUAGACCUGCUUGUGUUUGCCAAACCGAGCCAAAGGAGCAGGCUCAAGAGAACUUGUAUGUGUGGCCAGAAGCUGGCUGGGAUCUCUCAGCUCUCUCCCUGUCUCUCUCCAUCUCUCUCUGUCUCGGUCUCUCCCCCCACCCCCUUUCCUGUUUUACCCCCCUCUCCUCCUCUUCACAAUUUUCCGUAUGUUUCGUUCAUUCUUUCUCUUUUCCCCUUUACUUUCCUGUCCUUUCCUCAACUGCCUUCCUUGAGCAACCUUAGUAAUUUAUCUUGCAUUUCAGAAAGAGAGAGAGAGAGAGAGAGAGAGAGAGAGAGAGAGAGAGAGAGAGAAGAAGAGAGAGGAGAGACUAGUUUUUAUGUCAGCGCUCUGAAAACCCCUCAUUGCAAGGAUAUUUUCCCUUACCCCUUGAGAUUCAGGCUCUGAGCCUCCUCUUCUAUUUGGGAGUAUCCAUCAAAAUGACUUUUUUACAGACAUUUCUCCCCACCAGAAGAAUCUGCACAAACAUGGCAGCAUUUUUACUUGUUUAAUGAGCUUAAGACAUUUCAUGAUGAAAAAGAAGCAUUUUGGAUUCCUGCAUUUUUAUUUACUAAUCUCAGACUGAUAAAAAAGAAAAAGAAAAAUCCCUCACAUAACAACCCUUCUCUAAAGAAAAAGGAAAAAUUGGCUGUAAAAUUAGAAUUUCCACAAGAGGAAUGCUGCAUGUUUUAUCAAAAUGCAAUGACCAGAAAUGAUGAUUCAUUUAAAAUACAAACAACAACAAGAAAAAGGCUCUUUCCCUACCCCACCCCCAAACCUUGAACUGCAAUCAGGAAAGACAGAGGAAACAAUCAAAAUCACCAUUCUGUUGCUCUGACACCUUUACUAGGUGAAUUGGUGGCAUUCACUAAGCUAAUAGGGACGUUUGUAUCAAGAAACAUUUCUGUAUAUAUUGUUGAAUUUUAGUUGUAUAUAUACUUUGUAUGUUUUUGUCUUCUUUCAUAUAUGGAGUAAAAGCCACAAAAUGC